GCCAGCAAAGAAUGUUCUUGUUCGGCCUCCCAGCGCUCCGGGGAAUGUGCCGCUGUUUGCUGGGGGUGGCCCGACUAGUGCGGUGACAUCAGUGUCGCUGACAUUUAGCCCAGGCCUACUCCAUUGACCUCAGUGGGAUGCAGUGGGAGUAGGCGGGUCUUCGUGUGGCUUUUUUACAGAGCAGCAACCGGGCUGUAAAACACAGAAGUGCUUUAGCACUAGCACUGGAUUCUACAACAAGGAAGAUGAAUCUGCCACUUCUACAGACAGUAGUGCUGAGAAGGCUUCAGAGAAUCAGGAGAAGGCAACACCAGGAAAUGCAAAGAAGAAUUUGUUGAACAUUAUUAGUGAAAUGAAAGUAGAAUUAAGUUCAAAGAAGACGUUCCAGAUACUAAAAACACUGAAGACCAAGGAGCAAACCAAGGACCAGCCAGAAAGUAUGGAGAGUGCAAGUAGCAUGUUUCAGAAAGCUACAGCAGACAGUAAAGCUAAGAGGAGCAAGCCUCUCAAUCCAGAAUUGGUGGAAGCUGCUUCUGCUGUUGCAUCUUCCUUACCUUUCGACAGGAAACAGACAGUAUCAGAUUUACUUGCACAACUAAGGAAGCAUGAAGAAGCCACUGAUGCACAGAAAAAAGGGGAAACAACUAACAUAAGCAACGUUAUUGCAGACAUGAAGAUUGGGAAACGCCGUCUCACCCGUGGUGUAUCCAGGCCAUCCAGUCAGAUUUCAUUUGAUGAUGAUGAUGGGCAAGGUGACAUGUUUCAAAGUGGUGUCCUGUCUGAAUUUGCUGGAAGUAAAAGAAGAGGGCUUCACCUAGGAAGGAGGCUUAACAUUUUCCCUGUUUCUCCCACUGUUACAGAAGGGACACCUGAAGCAGAGUCUUCACCUUCACUCUGGGAUCUGGAACUUGCUAAUCAGAUUGCAGCAGUAAAUCAAAAGCCACCUCGGAAUGGGUUUGAAGAGAUGAUCCAGUGGACAAAAGAGGGAAAACUGUGGGAGUUCCCUAUUAAUAAUGAGGCGGGUAUUGAAGAUGAUGUUGAAUUUCAUGAACAUAUCUUUCUGGAUAAAUACCUAGAAGAUUUUCCCAAGCAAGGACCUAUUCGCCACUUCAUGGAACUAGUGACCUGCGGGCUUUCCAAGAACCCAUAUCUAAGUGUUAAACAAAAAGCUGAGCAUAUUGAAUGGUUCCGGGAUUACUUCCAGGAAAAGGAGGAACUUCUUAAGGAGAUUGAUGAUCAUGAGAAAGAAACAGACCUUAGUCUUGAAAAGAAGAGUCUGUCAAAGUAACAAGUGAUCAUUUAAAAAAAACCCCAUUGUGUCAGUGCAUAGUAAAACAUUGUAAACACCUGAUUUGAAAGAUGUAAUUGUAUGAACUUAAAAAAAAAAAAAAAAAAAAAAAGCUAAAAUUUGCCACUCUUCUGUUAGUUUGUAUACACAAAAUGGAGGGAAUGGUCUGCAGCUCAUAGACUGUACAUAGCAAAAAUGUAAUUAAUUCUGCAGUACAAAUUCCCUGAUUCACCAUUUAAUUCAUUUUAAGCCUAUGCAAAAUAACCAGUAAGUAGCUUUCUCAGAAUGGUCUUUAUUUUACUGGUUUCUGCUGUACGGUCGCAGAAUCUAGAGAUGAAAAAAGGCCAGUAAUGUCGUCGACUCCACCUCCCUGCCAAUUCAGGAUUGUUCCCUGUUGAAUAUUAAUAUUUUGUGUGGUUUAUUUUUAAAUAUGCUAAUUGCUGGUGGGUGAUUCCACUAUUUCCCUUGA
Molecule: messenger RNA, 1757 nt
Organism: Gopherus flavomarginatus (Mexican gopher tortoise)
Lineage: Eukaryota; Metazoa; Chordata; Testudines; Testudinidae
Gene: MRPS31
Product: mitochondrial ribosomal protein S31
Exons: 7
Coding region: 353-1288 (311 amino acids)
Cellular component (GO): mitochondrial small ribosomal subunit
Molecular function (GO): structural constituent of ribosome
Source: RefSeq, a predicted model, not a curated record